CACCCACACGUUUCGGGAACACGGUCUAUGGCUGCCUGUGGAUGUGGCAAUCUGACGACGUGUCUUUGCUCAGCAGUUGUCAAUUUUGCUGCAGCGGGAACCUUCGACUUUUAUAAGUACUGACUGUUGACCACAUUGCCAUGAUGUUGCAGAGGCUGGCCUUGUGUUCCAGUCUACGUUCCAGGAGCCUGCAAGCAAAUGUUUGCCCACGCUUUGCCAGGGCAGUGUCCCAAACCAAGUUCCCUGUCACCCAUUCUCCUGGGAAGUCAGCUGCGCACCGCAGUGAGCUCAGACAGGCCAAGCGCAUUGUGGUGAAAUUGGGCAGUGCUGUGGUGACGCGGGGAGAUGAGUGUGGCUUGGCCCUCGGGCGUCUCGCCUCCAUUGUGGAGCAGGUGGCCGUGCUGCAGAACCAAGGCAGGGAGAUGAUGAUUGUCACCAGUGGGGCCGUUGCUUUCGGAAGGCAGAGACUGAGACACGAGAUCCUGCUAUCUCAGAGCGUCAGACAAGCCUUGCACUCUGGACAGAACCAACUCAAAGAAAUGUCACUUCCAGUUCUGGAGGCCCGGGCGUGUGCAGCUGCAGGACAGAGUGGCUUGAUGGCUCUGUAUGAAGCUAUGUUCACCCAGUACAGCACCUGCACUGCACAGAUCCUUGUGACGAACCUCGACUUCCACGAUGAGCAGAAGCGUCGCAACCUGAACAGCACCCUCCACGAGCUGCUGCGCAUGAACAUAGUGCCCAUCAUCAACACCAAUGACGCAGUUGUACCGCCCCCUGUUCCAAACAGUGACCUUCAGGGGGUAAAUGUAAUACACAUCAAGGAUAAUGACAGCUUGGCUGCAAGACUGGCUGUUGAAAUGAAAGCAGACCUUCUUAUUGCUCUAUCUGAUGUUGAAGGAUUGUAUGACAGCCCCCCAGGAACAGAUGACGCUAAACUCAUCGAUAUCUUCUACCCCGGAGACCAGCAGUCUAUCAGAUAUGGCUCAAAGUCCAAAGUGGGCAUUGGGGGCAUGGAGGCAAAGGUGAAGUCUGCUCUGUGGGCGCUUCAGGGUGGCACGUCGGUCGUCAUUGCCAAUGGCACCGACCCCAAAGUCACGGGCCACGUCAUCACAGACAUAGUGGAGGGAAAGAAAGUGGGCACAUUCUUCUCUGAGGUCAAGCCUGCUGGUCCCACUGUGGAGCAGCAGACAGAAAUGGCCAGGCAGGCAGGCAGGACUCUGGCCACUCUUCACCCAGAUGAGAGAGGAGAGAUAAUUUGCCGUCUGGCUGAUCUGCUGACAGAGAAGAAGGAUGAGAUCCUCAGUGCCAACAAGAGAGACAUGGAGACUGCAGCAUCAUCAGGCCGUCUCUCCCAACCCCUGCUGGCAAGGUUGAGUCUGUCCACAUCGAAGCUGAACAGCCUAGCCAUAGGCCUGCGUCAGAUUGCUGUAUCGUCCAGGGACAGCGUGGGGCAGGUGCUCCGCAGGACCAGAGUCGCCAACAACCUGGAGCUCGAACAGAUCACUGUGCCCAUCGGAGUCCUGCUGGUCAUCUUUGAGUCCCGACCCGACUGCCUUCCUCAGGUGUCAGCUCUGGCUAUUGCCAGUGGAAAUGCUCUGUUACUGAAGGGUGGAAAAGAAGCGGCCAACACCAACCGUAUCUUGCAUCAGCUGACCCAGGAGGCGCUCUCUAUCCACGGGGUGAAGGAUGCUAUUCAGCUGGUGAGUACCCGUGAGGAGGUGGAGGACCUGUGUAGACUAGAUAAGAUGAUAGACCUGAUCAUCCCUCGAGGCUCGUCCCAGCUGGUCAGAGACAUCCAGAGAGCUGCCAAGGGCAUCCCUGUGCUGGGACACAGUGAGGGCAUCUGCCAUGUCUACAUCGACUCUGAGGCCUGCAUCGAAAAGGCUAUUGACAUCAUCAAAGACUCUAAAUGUGACUACCCUGCGGCCUGCAAUGCCAUGGAGACCCUACUCCUCCACAGAGAUCUACUGAGGACACCUCUGUUUGACCAGAUUAUAGAUAUGCUUAGAGUGGAACAGGUAAAGAUCCACGCAGGCCCCAGGUUUGCCUCCUACCUGACUUUUAGUCCAUCUGAGGUGAAGUCUCUGAGGACAGAGUACGGGGACCUGGAGUGCUGCAUUGAGGUGGUGGAUAGUAUGCAGGACGCCGUGGACCACAUCCACAAAUACGGCAGCUCCCACACAGAUGUCAUUGUUACAGAUAACGAGAAUACAGCUGAACAGUUCAUGCAGCAGGUGGACAGUGCCUGUGUUUUCUGGAACGCUAGCUCUCGCUUUGCUGAUGGAUACAGAUUUGGUCUUGGUGCGGAGGUUGGCAUCAGCACAGCUCGGAUCCAUGCGAGGGGCCCAGUGGGUCUGGAGGGGCUGCUGACCACCAAGUGGGUCCUCCGGGGUGAGGGGCACACAGUGGCAGAGUUCUCAGAGGCGGGCAGUAUGAAGUACCUUCAUGAGAACAUCCCUGUUCCUCAGAGAUUCCCCAGCUAGGAACCACAGUCAGUCACAGAACCCUCCAAUACAGGAACUGUCAUGUAAAAGUGGGAAGUGAAAACCUUAAAGUUAAUUUUUAUGAGUAGGGCUUAAAUUGCAACCUUAUAUAUGGAUCUGUACGUGACUGUGGGGGUCAACAAACCACUUUCAGAUACCACAUACAUGAAAGCAGCAGGAGACUGUUUUGUAUCUGCUACAGUGUCGGAGCGUGUAAAGCAUUAAGAUGACCUGGAAAUUAAUGAAGAGGUGGUGAACGGUUGCACAGGAAAGCAAAUGGUCAAAGUAUACGUGUGUGUACUAUAUAUAUAUAUAUAUAUAUAUACACACACAAAUACAAAAGUAUGUGGAGGCCUGUUCAAAUGAGUGGAUUCAGCUUUUUCAGCCAUACCCGUUGCUGACAGGUGUAUAAAAUCGAGCACACAGCGAUGCAAUCUCCAUAGCCCAAAAUUGGCAGUAGAAUGGCCUUACUGAAGAGCUCAGUGACCUUCAAUGUGGCACCGUCAUAGGAUGCCACCAUUCCAACAAGGUAGUUCGUCAAUGUUCUGCCUUGCUAGAGCAAUGUAAGUGCAGUCAUUGUGAAGUGGAAACUUCUAGGAGCAACAACGGCUCAGCUGCGAUGUGGUAGGCCUCACACGUAAACAUCUUCUGUCCUGCAACAUUCCCUACCGAGUUCCAAACUGCCUCUUGAAGCAACAUCUGCACAAGCACUGUUCGUGGUAAUUAGCCCAGUGUGGUCUGGGUUAGGAGGGGGUUUGGCAGGCUGAGAUUUUGCUGUCCCAUCGCGCUCUUGCGUCACGGUCGGUGUUUCCCCCGACACAUUGGUGCAGCUGGCUUCCAGGUAAAGCGGGCAUUGUGUCAAGAAGCAGUGCGGCUUGGCUGGGUCGUGUUUCGGAGGACGCACGGCUCUCGACCUUCGCCUCUCCCGAGUUGCAGCGAUGGGACAACACUAUAUCUAACAAUUGGAUACCACGAAAUUGGGGAGAAUUUUUAUGUCUUGCGGGCUGGAAUGAAGUUCUGGGGGGGCAGUUUACGCACCCCCCCCCUUUUCUGUUUCAGCAUGACAAUGCCACCUUGCAAAAAACCAGGUCUAUAAAGAAAUGGUUUGUUGAGAUCGGUGUGGAAGAACUUGACUGGCCUACACAGAGCCCUGAACUGAACCCCAUCGAACACCUUUGGAAUGAAUUGGACCGCAGACUGGGAGCCAGGCCUAAUUGCCCAACAUCAGUGCCCGACCUCCCUAUUGCUAUUGUGGCUGAAUUGAAGCAAAUCCCUGCAGCAAUGUUCCAACAUCUAGUGGAAAGCCUUGCCAGAAGAGUGGAGGCAGUUACAGCAGCAAAGGGGGGACCAACUCCAUAUUAAUGCCUAUGCUUUUGGAAUGAGAUGUUCAACGAGCAGUUGUCCACUUACUUUUGGUCAUGUAGUGUGUGUGAAAAUAUACAUACAGUUGAAGCCGGAAGUUUACAUACACCUUAGCCCCAUACAUUUAAACUCAGUUUUUCACAAUUUCUGACAUAUAAUCCUGUCUUAGGUCAGUUAGGAUCACCGCUUUAUUUUAAGAAUGUGAAAUGUCAGAAUAAUUGUAGAGAGAAGGAUUCAUUUUUUCACAUUCCCAGUGGGUCAGAAGUUUACAUGCACUCAAUUAGUAUUUGAUAGCAUUGCCUUUAAAUGGUUUAACUUGGGUCAAACGUUUCGGGUACCCUUCCACAAGCUACCCACAAUAAGUUGGGUGAAUUUUGGCCCAUUCCUCCUGACAGAGCUGAUGUAACUGAGUCAGGUUUGUAGGCCUCCUUGCUCAUCCACGCCUUUUCAGUUCUACCCACCAAUCUUUGUCCCCAUGUGCAGUUGCAAAUCGUAGUUUGUCUUUUUUAUGGCGGUUUAGAGCAGUGGCUUCUUCCUUGCUGAGCGGCCUUUCAGGUUAUGUUGAUAUAGGAUAUAUAUAUAUAUAUAUGUGGAUAUAGAUACUUUUGUACCUGUUUCCUCCAGCACCUUCAAGGUCAUUUGCUGCUGUUCUGGGAUUGAUUUGCACUUUUCGCACCAAAGUACGUUAAUCUUUAGGGACAGAAUGCGUCUCUUUCCUGAGCGGUAUGACGGCGCCGUGGUCCCGUGGUGUUUACACUUGCGUACUAUUGUUUGUACAGAUGAACGUGGUACUUUCAGGUAUUUGGAAAUUGCUCCCAAGGAUGAACCAUGACGAUUUUUCCAUGAUGUCAAGUGAAGAGGCACUGAGUUUGAAGGUAGACCUUGAAAUACAUCCACAGGUACUCCUCAAAUUGACAUAAAUGAUGUAAGUUAACCUAUUAGAAGCUUUUAAAGCAAUGACAUAAUUGUCUGGACUUUCCAAGCUGUUUAAAGGCACAGUCAACUUACUGUAUGUAAACUUCUGACCCACUGGAAUUGUGAUAACAGUAAAUUAUAAGUGAAAAAUGACUUGUUAUGCACAAAGUAGAUGUCCUAACCGACUUGCCAAAACUAUAGUUUGUUAACAAGAUAUUUGUGGAGUGGUUGAAACACCUAGGUUGGAGUCAUUGAAACUAGGUUAUGUAAACUUCCAACUUCAACUGUACAUGCAGGCAGUACCAGUCAAAAGUUUGGACAGACCUAAUAAUUCCAUUUCUACAUUGUAUAAUAAUUGGAAAGACCUCAAUACUAACACAUAUGGAAUCAUGUAGUAAUAAAGAAAUUGUUAAACUAAUCUAAAUAUAUUUUAGAUUCUUCAAAUUAGCCACCCUUUGCCUUGAUGACAGCUUUGCAUACUCAUGGCAUUCUCUCAACCAGCUUCAUCAAGAAUGCUUUUCCAACAGUCUUGAAGGAGUUCCCACAUAUGCUGAGCACAUGUUGGCUGUUUUUCCUUCACUCUGGGGUCGAACUCCUCCCAAACCAUCUCAAUUGAGUUGAGGUCGGGUGAUUGUGGAGGUCAGGUCAUCUGAUGCAGCACUCCAUCACUCUCCUUCUUGGUCAAAUAACCCUUACUUAGCCUGGGGGUGUGUUGGGUCAUUGUCGUGUUGAAAUACAAAUGAUAGUCCCACUAAGCGCAAACCAGAUGGGAUGGAAUAUUGCUGCAGAAUACUGUGGUAGCCAUGCUGGUUAAGUGUGCCUCAAUUUCUAAAUAAUUCACUGACUGUGUCACCAGCAAAGCACCAUCACACAUACGGAGAUCAUCCGUUCACCUACUCUUUCUCGACACAGCGGUUGGAACCAAAAACCUCAUUUGUACUAAUCAGACGAAAGGACAGAUUUCCACCGGUCUAAUGUCCAUUGCAUGUUUCUUGGCCCAAGCAAGUCUCUUCUUCUUAUUGGUGUCCUUUUAGUAGGUGUUUCUUUGCAUAAAUUCAACCAUGAAGGCCUGAUUCAUGCAGUCUCCUCUGAGCAGUUGAGGUGUCUGUUACUUCAAUUCUGUGAAGCAUUUAUUUGGUAUUUGGGCUUCAAUUUCUGAGGCUGGUAACUCAAAGGAACUUAUCCUCUCCAGCAGAGGUAACUCUGGAUCUUCCUUUCCUGUUGCAGUCCUCAUGAGAGCCAGUUUCCUCAAAGCAUUUGAUGGUUUUUAUGAUUGUACUUUUUAUUUAUUAUAAUUAAAAGAAAAAUGUUUUAUUUAACGAGGGAAGUCAGUUCAGAACAAAUUCAUAUUUUCAGUGACGGCCUACCACGGCCAAACCCGGACGACGCGGGGCCAAUUGUUCGCCGCCCUAUGGGGCUCCCAAUCACGACCGGGUGUGAUGCAGCCUGGAUUCGAACCAGGGACUGUAGUUGGACUGCAGAGUGAAGAAUAGCAGCCAACAAGUGCUCAGCAUAUGUGGGAACUCAUUCAAGAGUGUGCAAAGCUUUCAUCAAGGCAAAUGGUGGCUACCUUGAAUAAUCUAAAAUAAUAUAUUUAGAUUUGUUUAACACUUUUUUGGGGUUACUACAUGUGCAUGUGUUAUUUCAUAGUUUUGAUGUCUUCACAAAAUAGUAAAAAUAAAGAAAAUCCCUUUGAGUAGGUGUGUCCAAUCUUUUAACUGGUACUGUGUGAGAUAUAUAUAUAUACACACACAAAUAUUUCUCUCAACAAAAAUAUAAAUGCAAUGAUUUUACUGAAUUACAGUUCAUAUAAGGAAAUCAAUCAAUUGAAAUACAUUUAUUUGGCCCAAUCUAUGGAUUUCACAUGACUGAGAUGGGAUGCAGCCAUGGAUGGGCCUGGGAGGGCAUAGCCCCACCCACUUGGUAGACAGGCCCACCCACUGGAGAGCAAGGCCCAGCCUAUCAGAAAGAUAUAUUUUUUUCUCCACAAAAGGGCUUUAGUACAAACAAAUACUCCUCAGUUUCAUCAGCUGUCCAGGUGGCUGAUCCCGGAUGUGGAGGUCCUAGGCUGGUGUGGUUCCAUGUGGUGUGCGGUUGUGAGGCCGGUUGUACGUAGUUCCAAAUUUUCUAAAACAAUGUUGGAGGCAGCUUAUGGUAGAGAAAUUAAUAUUCAAAUCUCUGGCAACAGCUCUGGUGGACAUUCCUGCAGUCAGCAUGCCAAUUGCAUAUUCCCUCAACUUGAGACGUCUGUAGCGUUGGCCUUAUUUUCCCCAGCACAAGGUGCACCUGUGUAAUGAUCGUGCUGUUUAAUCAGCUUCUUCAUAUGCCUCACCUGUCAGGAGGAUGGAUUAUAUUGUGUACACAAUUUGAGAGAAAUAAGCUUUUUGUGUGUAUGGAACAUUUCUGGGAGUUUUUAUAUCAGCUCAUGAAACGGGACCAACAGUUUACAUGCUCCGUUUUAUAUUUUUGUUCAGUGUAUAUAUCCAUUCAUUCGCCGUGUGUGUCUGACAGUCCCCUGCACUAGGUCUCGGCAGAAUGUUUUGUAUAGUGACCACAUAGGUUGGACAUUUUGUGCCUCCCCCUCCACUCAUAAAUGUUUAUGGUAAAAUCAUUUGUAAUCAUGAUUGGUUGGCCCUAUUUGAUUUGACUUAUUUUUUUUUAUAUAAACUUUUUUCCCCUUUGUUUUUCAUGUUUAUGGUCAACAUGUUUGGUGUCAGUACAGGUCCAUAGUGAAAGUUUUAUAUUUGGUUCCUCAUGCCACAGAUUAUUUGAAUAAUAAAUAUGAUGUACAGUUAGGUA
This is a messenger RNA of Oncorhynchus masou masou (cherry salmon), 7559 nucleotides long. Its product is annotated as delta-1-pyrroline-5-carboxylate synthase-like. The transcript is spliced from 18 exons. Gene Ontology annotation, cellular component: mitochondrion; cytoplasm. Gene Ontology annotation, molecular function: glutamate 5-kinase activity; ATP binding; glutamate-5-semialdehyde dehydrogenase (NADP+) activity. Lineage: Eukaryota; Metazoa; Chordata; Actinopteri; Salmoniformes; Salmonidae. The record is from RefSeq and is a predicted model, not a curated record. Bases 141 to 2483 code for a protein of 780 amino acids.